CGUCAGGACUUAUUUUGCGUGGUCUUGGCAUUUCCGGUUUAGUAUGGAUACGAGUUCCUGAUUGAUAGUUCGUAUUGGCGUUCGUUGCGUGAAAACAGCCCUCCAGGAUUCCUGGCCAGAUUAAAUUUUUCGAGGUUGUUGAUUUUGUUUUUGUUUUUCGUAUGAAGUAUUAAGGUUUCCACAGAAAUGAAAGUUGUCUUUGUUAAGAGUCCGAAGUGAGCCCUAGUUUCCUUGUUUUGGUUGCUACCCAUACCGCACGUGUGAUUGACGUGCGAUGAUGUGUACACGUGUGCAGAGUGCACCGAAACGGAAAGUGACGCGAAUGGGCGUGAAUAUCGUGGAAUUUAUUGCGGUUCGUGCAAAUUGCUCUAACUGAUUUGUUGAUUGGGUGCGAUUGUUUGAUUGAUACAUAAUAUGUGUGCAUUGCGAAAUAAGCUGUUUGCAUAAGUGGAGUAGCAUCAUUAAGGCCAUGUGAAAUUUCGGAAAGGAUAAAAGAAGAACAUCGUCUCUCGAUUGAUGUAGAACAACUUUGUUGCUAUCGAAAAGCGGAACCAGAAGAAAACCAUGAGCAAGCCGGCGAAAAAGCGUCCCAAAAGCUCCAAACCUGUGGUGGACGAAAUCGAGGUGGCGUGUAAGAACCUUCGCGAUGAAGCACUCAAGUACAUGAAGGUUCGAAACUUCAACAAAGCUCUGGGCCUUUAUGACCAGGCACUUGAAAUGAACACCAAUGAUCAAAGUGCAUUGGUUGCCAGGAGUAAAUGCUAUUUACAGUUGGGUGAGCCAGCAAAAGCUUUACAGGACGCGGAAACGGCAUUACUGUUAGACAAGACUAACAUCCGAGCCAUUUAUCAGAAAGCUGAGGCGUUAUACUAUUUGGGACAGUUUGAACAUAGCCUUAUGUUUUUCCAUCGGGGUUUGAGGCUGAGACCAGAGCUAGCGAGUUUUCGCUUAGGGGUACAAAAGACACAGGAAGCCAUAGAAAACACCAUUGGCAGUAAUGCUAAAAACCAACCACCACAGAAAAAAGCUGUAAAAGUGGAUAAGCCUAAAUCGGCUAAAAAACCGCCGUUGACCAAAGAGGAUCUUGACAAGAAGGCAGCACGUCGAUUGUUAGGCGACCUAUACGUGGACAAAGAGUAUCUAGAGAACUUGCUGAAGCAUCCGGAUCUCAAAAAGGCAGACACGAACACCGAGGGCGUUUCGGAGUUCGCCAAAGAUGCCAUUAAUUUCCUGAACAAUAGGCAGGAGUUUUGGCGCCAGCAGAAACCGUGCACGAGUUUGAAUGCUAAAAAGCUCAACGGAAACAAUGGUGCUCUACCGCGGUGGUAGAUAGAACAAAGUUUGUAUUUCGAAUAGGUUUUGUAGACUCAAAAUAAUUCAGUUUCGUAGGCUAUAACAGUCUCAGCUAAUGAGAAAGCAAAAUUUGUAAUCUAAUAAAUAAUUAAGUAACGCUUAGAGGGGGAGCUGGGUUAGUAGAAAGUGUUAAUUCAAAAUUUUCAUAUGAAUUGGGAUCGUAAAUAUAGUUGUCUAACCGUUGAAGGCAUAAUUUGAUGUUCAUCUUCGUGUUAAUUGGGCUACAGCCCAACUAAAUCAUAACCCAUCUAAGGAUAACCCAACGAGUGAAAGUUGACUGUAGCCAACUUUGCAUUUCGUAAUUGAUGAAACUUUCCUUAGAAAUUUUCAGACCGUUAAAGUAAAAAAGAAGUAACGGGAAUGUCAUGUGUGUCAAAUUCCGGAUACUGUAUAGUAUAAUUACACCGCAAAAAAGCAGACGUAUGAAUAACAGCAAGAAAAUUUAAGUGAUGAACUUAUUUUUAAAAUAAAGAUUUACUAAAAUA
Armigeres subalbatus is the source of this 1838-nucleotide messenger RNA. RefSeq names its product outer dynein arm-docking complex subunit 4. The record is from RefSeq and is a predicted model, not a curated record. Gene Ontology annotation, cellular component: cytoplasm. The transcript is spliced from 6 exons. NCBI's taxonomy places the organism in Eukaryota, Metazoa, Arthropoda, Insecta, Diptera, Culicidae. Gene Ontology annotation, molecular function: protein binding. The coding region runs from base 565 to 1329 and encodes 254 amino acids.